Molecule: messenger RNA, 530 nt
Organism: Hymenoscyphus albidus
Lineage: Eukaryota; Fungi; Ascomycota; Leotiomycetes; Helotiales; Helotiaceae
Source: the annotation of a GenBank genome assembly
GUUUCAGCGAAGCAGACAAUAUAAAUUCCAGAGAAUGCUGCGGCCUACGGAUGAGGUUCAUGCGGCCUACCAUUGUUACAUGUAUGUUACAUGUAUGUCGGUCCGGAAAAUGGAACCAACAAUUGACCAACACCGAUAAUCUCUAUCUGAAUACGAUCUUGCACGCAUGAGAGAAGUCUGUCAGACGCCACCAGCAUCAAAAUUAUCAGAGCGAUCGACCAAAAUGGAUGAAGAGUUGCAGGGCAUAUCCGCAGAUACACAUAGUCGGAGCGAAGGAUCCGAUUUUACCAUUGGAAGCAUACCAGAAUCGCUAGGUUGCCAGCAGGGUCCGGAAAAUAUCAACUACCUGACAGGAGUACGAUUUUGGCUUGUCGUUGUCGCGUGAGUCUUUAGCAAAAAGGAUAUGAUCGCAGGUUUCCUAACUAUGGAAUAGAAUCGCAUCAUCACUAUUCUUGACCAAUUUUGAGAUUCCAAUUGUCACUACAUCCUUAGUCGCCAUCACCAACGAUUGGGAGGGUUUGAGAAUGUAG